AUGGGAGAUACAGACUUCUACAUCAAACAGCAGCAACUAGUAAAAGAACAAAGGCAAGCAAAGCCGAGUAAGUACCACACACGGUUCCUUUACAAAGCUCUCAUAGUCAUAAUUUUCUUGGUAAUAGUCCCAGUGCCCUCACAAGCACCUGAAUUCAUCAACCAAACUCUACUCAACAGAAGCUGGGAGCUUCUGCACCUUCUAUUCGUUGGAAUAGCUGUCUCUUACGGGCUUUUUAGCCGGCGAAAUGAUGAAACAGAGAAGGAAAAUAAUAACAACCAAUCCAAGUUUGAUAAUGUACAGUCUUUUGUGUCUAGAUUCCUUCAGGUGUCAUCAGUUUUCGAUGAUGAACCUGAAAACUUAUCUGGGUCUGAUGACAGCAAGGUCAAGACUUGGAGUAACCAGUACUAUAGGAAUGAACCUCCUCUUAUUGUAGCUAAAGAACAAGCUGUUCUUGAUGAACAGAGAAGUUCUAGUUCUAGAGUUGCGGAAAAGCCAUUGCUUUUGCCUGUUAGGAGCUUGAAAUCGCGUGUUUUGGACGCGAAUAAUCUUGAGACAAGUAGGGAAAAUAGUGCAAAUUCUAGCUCUCUCCGUAGGCCUAAUUCUAGUUUGAGUUCCAAAAGGUUUUCAAAUAAAGUUACAAAUGGAGAAUUGGGACGAUUGGGUCAAGAAACUUUGGUGGAGAAGUUGAAUGAGAAUAAUGUUGUUCUUCCAUCACCAAUUCCAUGGCGUUCAAGAUAUGGAAGAAUGGAAGUGGAGGAAGAUAUUGAAUCUGAAUUCAAUAGGCUUAAAUCUCAGUCAUUUAGGUCCCAAACUACUCGUUUGUCUCGAGCCAGCUCCAUGCCUUCUUCACCAAAAUUGUCCCAUUCACCACCUCUAUCUUCACCAAAGAAGUUAUCUCCUUCUCCUUCUUUGUCAACGGAAGCACAAGCUAUGAGUGUGGAGGAUUUAGUAAGAAAAAAGAGCAUUUACAGGUUUCCACCACCACCUCCUCCACCUCCACCAAUGAUUCACAAAUCAUCAUCACUGAAACCAAGUUCUUCCUUGACUGAUGAUGAGGUUUCCUUUGAUAAGGAUUGGCCUUCGUACUUUGCAAGCGAAACAAAUGACUUGAAUGGAAGCAGGGGAGACGCAUUUAUGGGGAAACAAAGGGAUUAUGUUGAUGGUUUCCCCGAGGGAAAGUCAGUUAGGACGAGUCGGCCUGGUGAUUUGCUUCGUGGAACAGGGAAAGACGGUGAAAUUGAGAAUGGGAUCAAGGGCAAGACAGUGAGGUUUGAUCAAACAUCAUUCAGGACUGAAAAGCUGAACCAAGAAAGUGUCUGUGUUAUUCCAAAGCCAACUUUCGUGGAAUUUCCGCAGGAAGACAAACAAGAAUUUGUUGAAAAGUUGGUGGUCGAAACUACUGAUGAUGACUCAGAGAGUGAGGACGAGGACGUUGGUGAAACUUCCAUUGUUUCAAGCAUUGAAAGAAGUCCAAAUAAUGAGGAAGCGAGUCCGAGGAGUGGCAUAGAUGGAGGUUCUGAUGUGGAUAAGAAGGCAGAUGAGUUCAUAGCCAAAGUAAGAGAACAGAUCAGGCUCCAGAGGAUUGAUUCUAUUAAGAGAUCGAGCGGUCAGAUGAAGAGAAAUUCUACGAGAUUAUCAGCUGCUCAACCGGCUAAUGAUCACAAAACAUCUAGCUUUUUCUAUGUAAUUUCUGGUUCAGAAUAUAUGUUGGUUUUUGAAAUACAGUUAAUAAAUCAGGCUGAUCUUCUGCCAUCCAUUCUAAUAACAGCCAUCUCACUCCUGGUGCCUACGUCCUAA
Durio zibethinus is the source of this 1800-nucleotide messenger RNA. RefSeq lists its product as uncharacterized. The record is from RefSeq and is a predicted model, not a curated record. Lineage: Eukaryota; Viridiplantae; Streptophyta; Magnoliopsida; Malvales; Malvaceae.